GCGUGACACAGGUCCCAAGGUCUCUAGCUCCGYGGAAGCGCCCCAGGUGUGCUAGGGACGACCCGGUCCCCGCUGUGAGGUCUCCACCUCUACGGCUGGGGCCGGUUUCCGAAGCGCUCAGACGCGGGGUCCCCGGGCGAGAGGYUCACGGUCGCCCUAGGGACUCAAGGGUCUGUCGUGCCCCUGCUCCGCAGAUGCCAGCGAUUGCGGUGCUCGCGGCGGCCGCCGCGGCGUGGUGCUUCCUCCAAGUCGAGAGCMGGCACCUGGACGCUUUCGCCCGAGGCGCGGGCCUCGACAACGGCAAUUUCCUGGACAAUGACCAGUGGCUGAGCACCGUCUCUCAGUAUGACCGGGACAAAUACUGGAACCGCUUCCGAGACGAUGAUUAUUUCAGAAACUGGAAUCCCAACAAGCCCUUUGACCAAGCCCUGGACCCAUCCAAGGACCCCUGCCUGAAGGUGAAAUGCAGCCCUCACAAAGUGUGUGUGACCCAGGACUACCAGACAGCCCUGUGUGUCAGCCGCAAGCACCUGCUGCCCAGGCAAAAGAAGGGGAACGUGGCCCACAAACACUGGGUUGGACCUUCAAAUUUGGUCAAGUGCAAGCCCUGCCCUGUGGCUCCGUCGGCCAUGGUCUGUGGCUCUGAUGGUCACACCUACACGUCCAAGUGCAAGUUGGAGUUCCAUGCUUGUUCUACUAGCAAAAGCCUCACCAGCCUCUGUGAUGGGCCUUGUCCAUGUCUCCCGGAGCCUGAGCCACCAAAACACAAGGCAGAAAAGAAUGCCUGCACGGACAAGGAACUGAGGAAUCUUGCCUCCCGGCUGAAAGACUGGUUUGGAGCUCUGCAUGAGGAUGCAAACAGGGUCAUCAAGCCCACCAGCUCCGACACAGCCCAAGGCAGAUUUGAUACCAGCAUCCUGCCCAUCUGCAAAGACUCCCUGGGCUGGAUGUUCAAUAAGUUGGACAUGAACUAUGACCUGCUGCUUGACCACUCAGAGAUCAAUGCCAUCUACCUGGAUAAGUACGAGCCCUGUAUCAAGCCACUCUUCAACUCUUGUGACUCCUUCAAGGAUGGCAAGCUGUCUAACAACGAGUGGUGCUACUGCUUCCAGAAGCCUGGAGGUCUCCCUUGCCAGAAUGAAAUGAACAGAAUUCAGAAGCUGAGCAAGGGGAAAAGCCUGUUGGGGGCAUUCAUACCACGGUGCAAUGAGGAUGGCUAUUACAAAGCCACCCAGUGCCAUGGCAGCACAGGACAGUGCUGGUGUGUGGAUAAAUACGGGAAUGAGCUGGCUGGCUCCAGGAAACAGGGUGCUGUGAGCUGUGAAGAGGAGCAGGAAACCUCCGGGGACUUUGGCAGUGGUGGCUCCGUGGUCUUGCUGGAUGACCUAGAGGAUGAACGGGAGCUGGGACCAAAGGACAAAGGGGGGAAGCUGAGGGUGCACACCCGAGCUGUGACAGAGGACGACGAGGAUGAGGAUGACGACAAAGAAGACGAGGUUGGGUACAUAUGGUAGUGCCCCCAUGAGGAAGAGGACAUGCGUUUUGCUCAAUAUUGCAAGACACUUCCUGUUCCUGCAUUUGUAUCUAAGACUCCAAGGCACCAAGGUCUUCUCCACUGUUGCUCUCUGUACCCAACCUAAGGUUUGGAAGUCAACUGCCUGUCCCCAGAGCUUUCUGAUUUUGCAUACAGUUGUGUGGGAGAAAGGUGUUGUUUUGGGUUUUACUUUUAUUAUUUUUUUUCUUUUUUAUGUUUUUGACAAGAGAACGGUUGGCUUAAUUAGAGCCUUCUUCCCUCCUGUGAGAUUUCUGCCACAAGCAUGUGAUUUAUUGGAAUUCCAGCAGUGCAGGGAGCCCCCACCCUCUGAAACGUCAAAGACCCUUUUUGAUUACCCACAUCGGUGGUUAUCACAGCAUGGUUCCCAGCCUUACGGUGUCUCAGUGCUUUUCUUGUGUCCUGUAGCUGUCGUG
Urocitellus parryii (Arctic ground squirrel) is the source of this 1968-nucleotide messenger RNA. RefSeq names its product SPARC (osteonectin), cwcv and kazal like domains proteoglycan 1 (gene Spock1). The record is from RefSeq and is a predicted model, not a curated record. Gene Ontology annotation, biological process: anatomical structure development. Gene Ontology annotation, molecular function: collagen binding; extracellular matrix binding; calcium ion binding. Lineage: Eukaryota; Metazoa; Chordata; Mammalia; Rodentia; Sciuridae.